Molecule: messenger RNA, 528 nt
Organism: Armigeres subalbatus
Lineage: Eukaryota; Metazoa; Arthropoda; Insecta; Diptera; Culicidae
Product: ejaculatory bulb-specific protein 3-like
Exons: 2
Coding region: 33-419 (128 amino acids)
Source: RefSeq, a predicted model, not a curated record
AGUCAUUACUCCUCCAAGCACCAAGCCUUAAAAUGAAGUUCUUCAUCGUUGCUCUGGCCUUGUUUGCCGUGGUUGCUGCCCGGCCACAGGACGACAAGUACACCACCAAGUACGACAGCAUCGAUACCGAUGAGAUCCUGCAGUCGGAUCGUUUGUUCAAGAACUAUUUCAACUGCUUGUUGGAUAACGGUCCCUGCACCGCGGAAGGUAAUGAGCUGAAGCGAGUUCUGCCCGAAGCCCUGGAGAACAACUGUGCCAAGUGUAGCGAGAAGCAGCAGACGACCAGCACAAAGGUCAUCAAGUACCUGACCGAGAACAAACCAGAGGAAUGGACGGCUCUGAAGGCCAAGUACGAUCCGGAAAACAAGUACGUGCAGAAGUACGUGGCUGAUGCCGACAAGGAUGGAAUCAAACUGUAAAUCGGCACCUAUUCUAUGAUUGGCACUGGACUGGAAUAUGUUUUUUGCGUUUUAUAAUCACUCUGCCAGAAAAUGCCUGUUCCUUUAAUAAAUCCGCAAUGCAGAUAUA